GCACAACAAACACGUCGCGAUCGCGAUGUGGCACGUGCAUAGGGCACGUUGGUUGUAUGAGGCACACAUAAUAUCGUUACAAGAACAACGUGCGAGUAAAGAGCAAUUCGAGAGCACGUUUUGCUGUUUGUUACUGUUUUUUUAUUGCUAUUGCUGAACUGUUCAAGAAUGCUUACACUAGAGCAAAUGAUCUAAGACAAUUUUUCAGUGCCAGUUUGAGUUAGAUCAGUCUGAGUUGGUCUGAGUCCUCUUUAUUUGUUGUGUCGUGUCUGUUAACUUGGCGAUUUUAAGGCUUUGGUUUAACCUAUUGAAUCAUUUGCCAAACAUUUAUCGUCUGCUCACUUCUGACUCUGCCCGAUCACCACUGUAGAGAGAAAUCUGAGAAAUGCAUCUUGACCAAAACACACCAAGUGAUGCUGCCGUAUCUGAGCUGUCCCAGUUCCUGAAGGCGGACACCAGAACUGAUGUGAAGGCAGCAGCCCUGCAGCAUGUGCUGGGUCUGACGGGCUCGGAGGCCGGCCGCCGCCAGCUGCUGGCCGCUGCCGAUGUGCUGGCCCAGCUGAAGCGGCUGGUGGCCGAGGACCGCUCGCCGGCCGGCCACGACGCCAGCCUGGCGCUGCUCAACCUGUCGGGGUUCGCGGCGGCCGGCGCGCCGCUGCUGGCCGCGCCCGGGCCCAACACGGCCGAGCUGCUGCUGCGCCGCGCCGUGCAGACCGACAGCCGGCUGGCCGACGCCUGCUGCAUGGUGCUCUCCAACCUGAGCCGGCACCCGGCCGGCUGCGCCGCCAUCUGGCGGUGUCUGCGCGACGGCAGCGCCGAGGCCGACGGCGCCGUCACCGUCGAGCGGCUGGUGCUGGCGCUCUGCCAGCGCGGCUUCAACACAGUCGGCUGCAAACUCGACUACCUGGGGCCGCUGCUGUCCAACCUGACCCAGCUGCCCGAGGCCAGGAGUUACAUGCUGGACCGGGACCGGGUGGUGUUCCAGCGACUGCUGCCGUUCACAGACUACCAGGAGUCGCUGGUGCGGCGAACCGGCGUCAUAGGCGCCAUCAAAAACUGCUGCUUCGAGACCGACAGUCACAUGUGGCUGCUGGGCCCGGACGUGGACCUUCUGCCGCGCCUGCUGCUGCCGCUGACCGGGCCAGAGCCCUACGAUGACGAGGACAUGGAGAAGCUGCCCGUGGACCUGCAGUACAUGGACGAGACCAAGACCAGGGAGGCGGACGUCGACAUCAGGAAGAUGCUCCUGGAGGCCAUCACUCAGCUGUGCGCCACACGCUCUGCCCGAGAGCGGGUCCGCGCCCAGGGCGCCUACCUGAUCCUGCGUGAGUACCACAAAUGGGAGACGGACGAGGCGGCGCUGGAACUCUGCGAGGAGCUCGUCAAUAUCCUCAUCAAGACGGAGGACGAGAUUGGCGUGGACGACCUGAAGGCCGUCCAGAUCCCCAACGACGUGGCCGAGCGGCUGCACAAGGAGUCUUCCGCGGCGGCGGAGCAGCCGCUGCCGGCCGACACCACGUGACCCAGCACACACCCUCUCUGCCUCCUUUUGAAUAUAUUUACAACAACUUGGA
Messenger RNA from Amphibalanus amphitrite, 1574 nucleotides. RefSeq names its product protein HGH1 homolog. NCBI's taxonomy places the organism in Eukaryota, Metazoa, Arthropoda, Thecostraca, Balanomorpha, Balanidae. Bases 386 to 1522 code for a protein of 378 amino acids. The transcript is spliced from 7 exons. The record is from RefSeq and is a predicted model, not a curated record.